UAAUCAUUCCUCCCGAUCGUACCGUACGCGCCCUUUCUCCGGCCAAAUCAUGGCGUCAUUUCGUUUCGUGCGACGAGCGAUCACCCGAACCAAACCUGAAACCUCACCUCACCUAUGUAUAUAUACAUACAUAUCUCGGAGCUCAGAGGCGGAGAAGAAAGCAUCGCAGAGCCUAGGACAGCGAGAGGGAGAGGGAGAGAGAGAGAGAGAGAGAUAGAGAGAGAGAGAGAGAAUCGAUCGGCCAAAAGGCCAGCAGCAACGUCACAGAGCAGCGAGGCAGAGCGAGGGAGGGAGCCUUUUGCCCUUUUGCCGUUUCGAUUCGCAUCCGGCGGCAUCCAUCCAUCCGCGCGCCGCGCCGGGCGAGCCAAGGGCAGCAGAGCAGCGGCGACGGGGCGCCGCGAUGGACGGCCAGGUGAGGGACCAUCGUUCCGCCGCGGCGGCGGCGCCCAGCACCAGCGGCAGCGGCGCGGCGGCGCCCUACGCCGACGGGGACGACAAUGCGGGCGCCGGCGGGGCCAAGGUCUGGGUCCUCGUGCUCCUCUUCGCGCUACUCCUGCUGCCGUUCCUGCCCUCCGCGGUGCGCCGCGGCGGCCCCACGCCCUGGGCGGGCGGGGGAGUUGGAGGAGGCGGAGGCGGGGGCAGGGGCGGUGGGUACCGCCGCGGCGGGAUCAACUUCAAGAGCGGCUGGGACGUCGUCAACCUCUGCCUCGUGCUCUUCGCCAUCCUCUGCGGCCUCCUCGGCCGCGGCGGCGGCGGGGACGGGGAGUCCUCAUCCGGCGCGGCUUCCUCCUCCUCGUCGUCGUCGGCGGCGGCCAAGGACGGCCGGCAGGCGUCUCUCGCGCCGCCCGCGGAGGACGCCACGGCGGCGGCGGGCUCGGGGGACUGGGGGGAGGGAUACCACUCCUUCGACAGCGUCUACGCCAGCCUGCCCCGCCCCAACCACGCGGCGGCGGGGAUCCGCCGGAUGAAGAGCAGCAGCUCCUACCCGGAGCUGCGCCUCGGCAGCGACGGCGUCUGGAGCCUCGCGUCGCCGGAGGCGGCCUGGCGCUCUUACGACGACGAGCAGCUGUACCGGAACCGCCGCCCGGAGCGGCAGGAGCGGACCUGGGACGUCGACCCGCACGGGAGGACCGCGGAGGUCAAGACGAUCCCCGUCGACACGUUCGUCGAGCGCGGCCGGAGGUCGCCGCCGCCUCGGGAGCCGCGGAGGCGGAGGAGGAGCGUUGAGAGACUCCCCAAGAUGCCCGAGGUGGAGGAGGAGAGGCCGCGGGCCAGGGAGGCGGUCGUGUCGCCGGCGAGGAGCAGGAGGUGGAGCGCGGAGCCGGACGACGUCAUACCGGAGCAGGAGGUGCGGGUGGCGCCGCCGCCGAGGAUCAGGAGGUGGAACUCGGAGUCGCUGGAUGCGAUACUUGACCAGGAGGAGGCGGUGGCGCCGGGGAGGAGCAGCAGGUGGAGCGCGGCGGCGGCGGACGUCAUACCGGAGCAGGAGGCGCGGGUGGCGCCGCCGAGGAUCAGGAGGUGGAACUCCGAGUCGCUGGAUGCGAUACUGGACCAGGAGGCGGCGGUGGCUCAGACAAGGAGCAUGAGGUGGAGUGCGGAGGCGGUUGACGUGAUACCGGAGCAGGAGGCACGGGUGGUGCUGCCGAGGAUCAGGAGGUGGAACUCGGAGUCGCUGGAUGCGAUACUGGACCAGGAGGCGGCGGUGGCUUCAUCGAGAAGCAUGAGGUGGAGCUCGGAGACGGUGGACGUGAUACCGGAGCACGAGGCUCCGGUGGUGAUGACGCCUGCUGCUGCACCACCUCCGCCUCCGCCGCCGGCGCCUCCGCGACGGCGACGGCUCAGCGUCGAGAAACUGCCGAGGCCAGAGGACCUGGAGCAAGAGAUUGUAGUGGAAGAGGUCGGGAACCCGACGCCGCCGCCAAUGUCGUCGGCCAUGUUCCCGCCUGGAACGCCACCCCCGCCGCCCCCUCCCCCGCCUCCAUCGACGGUGUCGCGCAGCAAGAAGAAACGCGGCGGCAGCGUGGGCGGCGCCAAGGAGCUGGCGUCCGCCAUUGCUCUGUUCUACCAGAAGAAGCGCAAGAGCAUUACCAUGAAGGCCAAGCGGCGGCCGCAUCACCACCGCCAUUCCGACGGCCACUACUCGCCGCCGUCGUCCGACGCGUCGGCGAGCCCCGACUCCAGUGUCCGCACCACCAACGCCCCGCCGCCGCCACCGCCGCCGCCUCCCCCGCCCCCGCCCCCGCCGUCCUCCAUCUUCUCCAACCUCUUCAAGAACAAGAAGGGCGGCAGCAAAAGCCGCCGCAUCCACUCUGUCGCGCCGCCGCAGCCGCCACCCCCGCCUCCACCCACUCGCCGAUCGACGAAGCCGCCCCCGCCUCCGUCUCGCCCCGCUCCUCCAGCACCGCCGCCGCCACCGGUCAGGACGCGCCUGCCGCGCGCUCACGGGCACUCGCACGCGCACACGCACACGCACGCGCCGCAGCCGCCAUUGUACCCCAGGCGCGCCGUCUACUACACCUACUACCCGCUUCCGCCGCCGUCGCCGCCGCUACCUCCACCUCCUCCACCGCCACCACCGCUGGUGUCCGAGGGCGACGGCGACGCCCCUUCGGUGCCGGCCUCGCCGGCUCCCUCGUACUGCGCGAGCCCCGACGUGAACACGAAGGCGGACAGGUUCAUCGAGAGCUUCCGGGAGGGGCUGAAGCUGGAGAAGCUCAACUCGUACCGGGAGAAGUGGCAGAGGCACAUCCAAGAGGACGCCAGCGUCGAGAUUGAGGAGGACGGGGAGUUCAUGGUGAUCGGGUCGCUCUUCGGCAGCGACGACGAGGACGAUGACGGCAUCUCGUUGCCGGAGACGCCGGCGACCGCAGCUGUCGCCGUGGGCUUCUAACGACACUGACAUUGGAGGAAAAAAAAUGAAAAAAGAGUUGGAAAAAAUUGUCCUCAAAAAAUGGAGAAAAAAAGGAUACCGCAAAAGAUUAUUGCUAAUCCCGGUUUGUCUGCAGUACAUUACUGUUUGUGAAUGAUUUCCUUUUUUGCUGAUUUUGGGUAGUUAGGGGAUUGACAGCGAGGUUUGUGUGUGCAAGAGGGAGCCCUUUUUGUGCUUAUUUUAAAAUGGCCAAAAAGCUCUCCUUGGGUGCUGCAUUAGGUGAGCCGAUUUGAUGAAUUUCAUGUCUAUUGCACUUUGGAAGCUUUUGGAGUUUGUAAAAAUACAUCAUGAGAAAGUAACUCAUCUUUA
Panicum hallii is the source of this 3238-nucleotide messenger RNA. RefSeq names its product actin cytoskeleton-regulatory complex protein PAN1. Lineage: Eukaryota; Viridiplantae; Streptophyta; Magnoliopsida; Poales; Poaceae. The record is from RefSeq and is a predicted model, not a curated record. The coding region runs from base 401 to 2890 and encodes 829 amino acids. The transcript has a single exon.